AAAACCCGGAGCGCGGCGUGCUCGCCCGGAAAGUCCUCCCAGGGGCGCAGGAGAGCAGCUGAGCAUGCUCAGUAGCUGGGGGAGGUUUGGGUGGAGAGUGAAAAGCGGCGGCUCUGCCUCCCACCCCCUCUCUCUGGCCCCCGCCCCCUGGCCCCUGCUCAGCUCAUAGUAGUUCCCCAGCGUGCGCCCGGGGAGACCGGGAACAUGGCGCUCAGAGCCAUCUAGCCACUGAGCACAAGAAAAGGAUGCGCCGCUGCGCUCCGUUGACAGCAGCCGCCAGAAAUACACUAUGGUGAGACAUUUCCACCCAUUGCCAAAAUGAACACUGAAGAAAAUGAAGAGAACUGAAGAACUCCAGCAAAACGUUGCAAAACAGGAAUAGCCACCCUGCUCUGCAGUUCUUCAUUCUCCCACUGCCAUCAGAAAAAGGUGUUUGCAUCAUGUUUGGAAAGAAAAAGAAAAAGAUUGAAAUAUCUGGCCCAUCCAACUUUGAACACAGGGUUCAUACUGGGUUUGAUCCUCAAGAGCAGAAAUUCACCGGCCUCCCCCAGCAGUGGCACAGCCUGUUAGCAGACACGGCCAACAGGCCAAAGCCCAUGGUAGACCCGUCCUGCAUCACGCCUAUCCAGCUGGCUCCCAUGAAGACAAUCGUCCGGGGGCACAAGCCCUGCCCCGAAGCCUCCAUCAACGGGCUGCUGGAGGACUUCGACAGCAUCUCGGUGACUCGAUCCAACUCCCUGAGGAAGGAGAGCCCCCCGACCCCCGAGCAGGGAGCCACAGGCCGCGGGCAGCGCCCCUCGGACGAGAAUGGCUUUGUCACCUUCUCCCAGUACUCCAGCGAGUCGGACACCACCACCGACUACGGCGUCGACAAGUACCGAGAAAGGGGGCUCUUCGCCGACGACCUGGACCCCUACUACAGAGGCAGCCAGGCGGCCAAGCAAAACGGGCACGUGGUGAAGAUGAAGCCGGGCGAGGCCUACUACUCGGAGAUGAAGCCUCUGAAGUCCACCAUCUCCAGAUUCCCUGUCGAUUACCACACCCAUCUGGACACCCUGGGCAAAGUCGGGGACUACAGUGACCUCAAGUGGGGCUACCAGAGAGCCUCGAGCAGCUCCCCGCUGGACUACCGAGACCCCUUCCAGUUCACGCCUUCCAGAACUGCAGGCACCAGCGGGUGCUCCAAGGAAAGCCUGGCCUACAGUGAAAGCGAGUGGGGGCCCAGCCUGGACGACUACGAGAGGAGGCCCAAGUCCUCGUACCUGCACCAGACCAGCCCGCAGCCGGCCAUGCGGCAGAGGUCAAGGUCGGGCUCGGGCCUCCAGGAGCCCAUGAUGCCGUUUGGAGCAAGUGCAUUUAAGACCCACCCCCAGGGACACUCGUACAACUCUUACACCUACCCCCGCCUGUCCGAGCCCACAGCGUGCAUUCCAAAGGUGGAUUAUGACCGAGCACAGAUGGUCCUCAGCCCUCCACUGUCCGGGUCUGACACCUAUCCCAGGGGCCCUGCCAAACUACCUCAAAGUCAAAGUAAAGCGGGCUAUUCCCCAAGCAGCCACCAGUACUCGUCCGGGUACCACAAAGCCUCUCUAUACCACCACCCCUCUCUGCAGACCAGUUCCCAGUACAUCUCCACAGCUUCUUACCUGAGUUCUCUCAGCAUCUCGUCCAGCACCUACCCGCCCCCCAGCUGGAGCUCCUCCUCAGACCAGCAGCCCUCCAGGGUAUCCCAUGAACAGUUCCGGGCUGCUUUGCAGCUGGUGGUCAGCCCAGGAGACCCCAGGGAGUACUUGGACAACUUUAUCAAAAUCGGGGAAGGGUCCACUGGCAUUGUGUGCAUCGCCACGGAGAAGCACACGGGGAAGCAAGUGGCUGUAAAGAAAAUGGACCUCCGCAAGCAGCAAAGACGAGAACUGCUUUUCAACGAGGUUGUGAUAAUGCGAGACUACCACCAUGACAACGUGGUUGACAUGUACAACAGCUACCUUGUCAGCGAUGAACUCUGGGUGGUCAUGGAGUUUUUAGAGGGUGGUGCCUUGACAGACAUAGUUACUCAUACCAGGAUGAAUGAAGAGCAGAUAGCUACAGUCUGUCUGUCAGUUCUGAGAGCCCUCUCCUACCUUCACAACCAAGGAGUGAUUCACAGGGACAUCAAGAGUGACUCCAUUCUCCUGACCAGUGAUGGCCGGAUAAAGUUAUCUGACUUUGGUUUCUGUGCUCAAGUUUCCAAAGAAGUGCCAAAGAGGAAAUCGCUGGUUGGAACUCCAUACUGGAUGGCACCUGAGGUGAUUUCUAGACUGCCUUAUGGGACAGAGGUGGAUAUUUGGUCACUUGGGAUCAUGGUGAUAGAAAUGAUUGACGGCGAGCCUCCUUACUUCAAUGAGCCUCCACUCCAGGCCAUGCAGAGGAUCCGGGACAGUUUACCUCCACGAGUGAAAGACCUGCACAAGGUUUCUUCUGUACUGCGGGGCUUCCUCGACCUGAUGUUGGUGAGGGAGCCCUCUCAAAGAGCCACCGCCCAGGAACUCCUCGGACAUCCAUUCUUGAAACUGGCAGGUCCACCGUCGUGCAUCGUUCCCCUCAUGAGACAAUACAGGCAUCACUGAGCAGAGGCUUCAUGCAGGUGGAAAGGCAUGAAGACACGAAAUCAUUCAGGAGAACAUGAGGUAUCCAUGGACAAGUGCAAAAAGCCUGUGCAUUCUAGACCAGCUGAUUGGUGGGACAGUGUGAUGACCAGCAGGGUUUCACAGACCAGGGCCUCUUCUUGUGUCUUAAACAGGCAUCUCUCCACUGACAGCUGGUGAGGUCAUUGGAAGCAUGGCUUUACUAAGUCAUUAUAUUUUUUCAGCCCUUCAUCCAGCAAAUCAGAAGGACUCAAUACAAACUCCGUUACGAUAUAUCCUAGCCACAUGCAGGGUAAUGCGUAGGAUUUUCUAUUUCGAAAGAAUACUUUUCUGGCAAAA
Elephantulus edwardii (Cape elephant shrew) is the source of this 2963-nucleotide messenger RNA. It is a transcript of the gene PAK5, whose product is annotated as p21 protein (Cdc42/Rac)-activated kinase 7. Gene Ontology annotation, cellular component: cytoplasm. Gene Ontology annotation, molecular function: ATP binding; protein serine/threonine kinase activity. Lineage: Eukaryota; Metazoa; Chordata; Mammalia; Macroscelidea; Macroscelididae. Gene Ontology annotation, biological process: apoptotic process; regulation of MAPK cascade; intracellular signal transduction. The transcript has 10 exons. The record is from RefSeq and is a predicted model, not a curated record. The coding region runs from base 441 to 2606 and encodes 721 amino acids.